UUGAAAGCAGGCAGCUAUUGAGCGCCACGCGCCGAUCGAAACGCGCACGCGAUCGAAUAACGAAUAAAAAUAAUUUUGGGUGUCCCACUAGGGUGCAUUCUCAGCACAGUGAACAUUUCUAAAUCGUACAUAUAAUUUGUGUUACGUGUUCUGGAAGUGUAUUGUUCGCUGGUCCAGCUUAUGCAGAUGCUGUGAUGCAUGAUCAAAUGUUCGAGUGAAAUGCUGGCAACUUCAAGUGUGAAACUCACAGUGAAGUGUAAUCAAGUGUAAUCGUAAAACAGUGUAUAUGAGUGAAAAAGAGUGCUUGGAUAAGAUGACGAACAUUACGCCGGAGACAAGAAUCAUGAUGAUGAGAGGGGAGGAUGGGAGACAAGGAUAUAGGCGACAGAUCUUAGCAGCUCUGGCAGUGUCCCUCGGUCCGUUCGCUGCAGGCCUGAGCAAAGGGUACAUGUCACCAGCGAUCGCGUCCAUGCAGGAUGACCGGGUACAUAAAGGCUCGUUCACCGUUAGCGACCAACAGGCGAGCUGGAUUGCGAGUUUAAGUUUAUUAGGCGCGUUGGUUGGCGGUAUCCUCGGUGGUAUGGCGAUGAGAAUCGGCCGCAGGUCAGUGCUGCUAAUGACGGCUCUGCCUUACACGGUCGCUUGGCUCGCCACGGCGCUGUCCACGAGCGUUGAUAUGAUAUCUGUUACUUCCUUCUGCGGAGGCAUGCUGGUUUGCUGUAUAACCAUGAUAACUCAGGUUUAUGUCACAGAAAUAGCAGUGCCUGAAAUUCGAGGCUGCCUCAGUUCAGUGUUGAAGAUAUUAAGUCAAAUUGGUUUCCUCAUAUCAUUUUCUCUUGGAGCUUACCUAAAUUGGCAUCAGUUGGCUCUAGUCGUCGCAGCUGCACCAGUUCUUCUCUUCUUGGCUCUUCUUUUUAUACCUGAAACCCCAUCCUCUCUCCUUCUACGGGGGAAAGAAGAAGAAGCGGCAGAUUCCCUCCAAUGGCUCAGAGGCCCAGAUGCUGAUAUACGACAGGAAUUGGCAACGAUCAGAACUAAUAUUUUAGCAAGCAAGCAGUACAAUGAUGGUCGAGCUGGAAAAUUCAAAGUACUUCUAUCGAAAAGAUUAACUAGACCAGUCCUUAUUACUUGCGGUUUAAUGUUCUUCCAGAGAUUCACCGGCGCACAUGUAUUUAAUUUUUACGCGGUUUCGAUAUUUAAAAAAACUUUUAGAAUGAUGAACCCACAUGGUGGCGCUAUUGCGACAAGUGUUGUUCAACUUCUAGCCUCUUGUCUCUCUGGAAUGUUGAUUGAUAAUGUUGGCCGAUUGCCUUUACUUAUGAUCAGUGGAGUUAUGAUGUCAAUAGCUUUCGCCGGUUUUGGUUCAUAUGCAUAUUACGAUUAUGUCUUUAGAAAUACAACAGAUCUAACUCAAACGGUACAAGGAUCGUACGAUUGGAUACCAUUAUUAUGCGUUCUUACAUUUACAAUUGCAUUUUCUCUUGGUAUUGGUCCGAUAUCCUCACUCUUAAUUGGAGAAUUAUUUCCAUUAGAAUAUAGAAGUACUGGUAGUGCUUUAGCAACUAGUUUCAGCCACCUGUGUGGCUUCGUUAAUGUCAAAACUGCAGCUGAUUUUCAAUAUUACAUUGGUUUACAUGGUCUAUUUUGGAUGUAUGCAGGCUUAGCUGUACUCUGUCUUCUAUUUGUUGUACUCUUCGUGCCAGAAACAAAGGGUCGGGAAAUAGAUGAAAUGGAUCCGAAAUAUGUAGAAUCUCUAUGUAUUAAUCGAUAGUAUUAUAAUUGAAAGUAGUGUGUGGUUGCAAAUAUAGACUGAAUAUCUUCGUAGAAAAUAGUGGAGUGUGUCUCGAAAAGGCACAGAAGAACACGAUGCUGUUAACACAAUCUGUUUUAACAAAUCAGCCUUUAUCCAGUAUUAUUUUUAGUAUAUAUGUAUGUGUUAGUGUUUUCCAACAGUGCCUUAUCGUUUAGUGUGAGUAGUUCCUCUUCCAAGUGUCACAAGCUUUAUGUAUGAUGAUAUAUAUGACAAAUAAACCCUAGGCUAUAGAUGUUUAGAUGUUUUAAAUGAUAGUUUUUUACAUUCUUAAUCUUGAUGUGUAAAAUUCAAAAGUUAACAAAAAAAAAUCAUUUAAUUUAAUUAUUUAAACUUUUAGCUGAUUUUGAUAUACGAAACAUUUAGAUCACAGGAGGUGUAUUUGUAAAUAUUCUUAACUAUAUAAGAUCUGCAAUGAAAUAAUAAACAAGAUGCGAUAAAUGUAUAUUUAUUUUUGUAAAUAUGAAUCGAAUAGCAUAUUGUAAACCACAAUGGCUUAAUAAUGUGAUCUUUACAUACAUCAACAGUAUUGACUUAUAGCAUAUAUAUAUUUGUUUCAUGAAAGCAUUGUCAUCUAGUUUAUGAAUCAAAUAUUUUGUUUUUAUAUAGAUUCAUAUAUAUCAGAUUAUUCUAUUGUGAUAUUUUAUGAAAGUGUUUGUUAAAUAUUGUUAAAUAUCAAUAAACGAAAAAUUUACAUGUGAAGAAUGAUCGUUGAUAUUUCUAAAAUAUUGUAUUGAAAAUUUUACUCGUUUCAAAAUUAUAUAAAAGUUAAAAAAGUGGUGCUAGAACGGUGCCUCAUGGGAUGCAAGAUAUAAUGUUUUAUAAAAUUGUUAUAUUUUUAACUUUGUAUAUAGAUAGUUGUAAGUUUGUAAAUAAUAUAAAUAUAUAUGUAUUGUUUUACAAAAAAUGCCAUAUAUUGACGGGUGUACGACGUAUGCCUUGUUAUAGUAUUGUGAAGUGUACUUAAGAAUUAAUUAUUUUAAGUGUUUCAAUAAAAAAUCUUAU
Nymphalis io (European peacock) is the source of this 2815-nucleotide messenger RNA. Its product is annotated as facilitated trehalose transporter Tret1-like. Bases 287 to 1771 code for a protein of 494 amino acids. The transcript has 5 exons. Gene Ontology annotation, biological process: transmembrane transport. The record is from RefSeq and is a predicted model, not a curated record. Lineage: Eukaryota; Metazoa; Arthropoda; Insecta; Lepidoptera; Nymphalidae. Gene Ontology annotation, molecular function: transmembrane transporter activity. Gene Ontology annotation, cellular component: membrane.